Molecule: messenger RNA, 3165 nt
Organism: Pleurotus ostreatus (oyster mushroom)
Lineage: Eukaryota; Fungi; Basidiomycota; Agaricomycetes; Agaricales; Pleurotaceae
Exons: 19
Coding region: 1-3165 (1054 amino acids)
Source: RefSeq, a predicted model, not a curated record
AUGGAUUCCGACCCUCCUGAUGUCCCGAUCUCAAAUAUCCCUACCCUCAAGCUUGGGAGCAAGCAUGUCGUUGGGAACAGACCUCAUCCAACCCAACCCAACCCACCGUUCAAGCUGUUCUCUUUAGCUAAUACACAGACGCAUAGCCGCGACCUCACCGAAAACGAGGGCUCCGGACGGAUGGAUGGACAGACAACCAAGCGAUUCGGUGCUUCCCCUGUAUGGAAUACUCGGCGACAACCUUUCGCUCUCCAAGCCAGGCGGACUAACCAGUCGGCAGCUCCAGCUAUGUUUGGCCUCGAUGGCGCGCAUACAUCCUCGAAUACAAACGCAUAUGCUAGUAAGAUGGUUGAUUAUAAUGAACAUCACCACGACAAUAUGCCCAGAGCUGGCACGGAUUUGUCCCCUGGCGCGGCUCUCCCCUCGAAUAACGCGUAUCUUGCACCACUGAAGGCUUCAAAUCCAGCUCGCCGGCCACCUUCAAAUCACUCCGCCUCACCACAUGUUGCCUCACAAGAUCAAGACAUCGAAUACGAUGCCGAAGACCCCCUUACGCGAGCGAUGAAGCUAGGCGCAUCGCAUCUUAAGCAACAUAAGGAUGAAAUACGACAGCAGCGACAAGAAAUUGAAGAACUCCAUCAGCGUCUUGAUUCUCUAACAGUCGAACGCGCGCAUGAAGCUGCUGCUCACGUGAAGGCGCUUGCCGACGCCAACCGCCUUAACAGCGAGGAGCUGGCCCGCUGCAAAGAAGCCCAAAGCCUGGAACUAACUCGCAUAAAGGAGGCCGCGAAGUCAGAGCUAGAUGCAAGUUUGGCUGAGGCGAAGGCCGCACGAGAAGAGGCCUCCAGAAUUAAGCAGAUGACUAACAUUCACGCUGAGAGGGACCAGAACGAUCUGCAAACAGCCAGAAGUAAACUAGAAGCGUUGAAAGGACUGACAAAGAAGGUCGUCGAGGAAAGCAACCAAAGAUUCUCUGAUCUACAGAUCGUUUUCCAGGAUUUGAAGAGGAAGUACGACGCGAUGCAUGGCACCCUUCAGACAGUGACACACGAAGUUAAAGAUGUGCGCAAGACAGCCGGAAACGGCUUAAAAGCUCGGCAAGUCAACGAAAUCCUUCGAGGGAAACUACAUCUCCUUAGCGCUCAACUUGCGGAUGCCCACGAACGAGUGAAGGCCUUCGAGGCUAAGCAAAUCGCUGACGAAGGCAAACUGAACCUGUGGACACGGCAGCUCUCGGAAGCCGGAGAAAGGAAUGUGACUUUGGUCAGCAAGCUAGACGCACGCGAGCACGAAACGAUGCAAGCGCUGGCCGAUGCUGCUCGACUAGAAGAAAAACUCGCAAACACUGAAGAGCGAUGUCAGACCCUUACGAGGAACCUCGAGCAGAAGUGUAUGCAGAUGGUAGAACUAGAGUCUGUUAAAGAGGAGUACCUCGCAGAUCUCGACAUGUCCGCCACUCGACUUCGCGCUUUAGAGAUGCAAUUGAAUACAACUCAGAGUGAACUCGAACAUUCCAAUCUGGAGAUGAAGUUAAUGGCCUCUGCUAAAGACGAACUCGCCAAUAUUUCAACCUCCGUCACGGAAAGGUGUCGCGUCUUAGAACGGGAGAAGGGCGACCUUGAAGCCAAAGAUAGAUUCUUGGAGGGACAAAUAAAGAUGAUACAAGCGUCGUUCGAUGCUGCAAAUGUUGAACUUAAACAGGCGCAGAUACGUGAACAACUAUCAUCCCAAGCUGCCAGACGGGUUGAACCGCUUGAAUCGUCACUCGAGACGGCGAAUACAUCUCUGCGGAAGGCGGAACUCGCUCUGUCGAGCUACGAAUCCAAGUUCUCGGCUCUACAAGAUCGUUUCAAUAGCCAGGCCGUUGCGCUGCGGGCAUCGCAAGACCAGUGCAUCCAUCUUCAGGACCGUCUAUCCACUGCGGAAGCCACGAAUACUACCAGGGUUUCCUUGUCUGCGAGCGAAUGGCAGACAGAGGCGGUAGCGUUGAAGGAACACUGCGAAGCUAGAGAAAACCAAGUCAACAAAGCACUAGAAGACAUUAAACGACAACAAAAUGCUAUGGCCAUCGCUAAUGCCGAUAUCAAACGGCAACCUUCUGUCGAUCUCGAGCGUCAGCUAGCUCAACAGGAGGCCUUGUAUUCAAAGUUGAUUGAUGCACACGAGCAACGGUCCAAAGCGUCCGAACGCGAAAUCGUCGCCAUACGGCACAAAUGCAACGAAAGCGACGCCAAGAUACAGAGUCUUACGUCCGAAUUAGCGAAUGCACGAGCUGCGGCUGCAACACCCUCGGCUGCCCCAGAACUGGAAGCUCGAUUGCAGAAGCAACAGAAUCGAAUCGAAGAACUGGAAGGUAUAGUCACUGAUUUGAGUCGACGCUCUAGUACCCUAUUCCAACGCUACCAGGACGGUGCCCUAGACGAUUCAGAGAAAGGUUUUGUCGAUAUAUUGCUACAACAGGCCCGUGGCGUUCACGAGGAUGACCUCGUUUCGAAAGGUAAUGAACUCCGGCGGUCCCUGCAAACCAAAGUCGCUGUGCUGGAAUCUACUCUGGCCCGUCGCCUCCAAAGUAAGGAUCCUGAAGUGCGGGGUAUGGAUACUGCCGAUUCCAUCAUCAAUAUCAAAACCUGGGUGUUAUCAAGUCCUGCGACUGGCGACGGUAUGAAUGUUGACACCGCGAAAGAAGAGGUGGGCAUCGACCCUAGGAUGACGAACAAUGCCUCUACAACUGUGGAUCUCCCUCAAGGCUCGAAGAUGGACGUAACCUCUACAGCGGCUUUCUUUGAUACAAUACCCAUAGGAACCUCCCAGGACGUAUCAUCACUGCCUAUGUCAUUGGCAUCUCGGAGAACUCGGAGAAAUACUGGCCUUAAGAACUCACAACCCCCUCGGACUGGUCCCCCCGAGCAAGAUUUAGCAGCACCUGGAUCCAGCGCGCCGGGAUUCAGCCACUUGGACGCUAUCCUUUCGGAUCUCUCUGACUUCGAUGACGACGUCCCGUCUUCUAAGCAGGCGCUUGGUAAUAACUCAUUCUUUUAUUCCGUUAUCUUCUUCGUUCAUUGCUUCGCCGACGUAAAGCAGAAGACCACAGUACAGAAGGAAGGCAAUACUCGCCGCAAGCGGGCCGACAACGCUCCAGCCAAGUCACGCAAACGUAAAGACUAA